Messenger RNA from Macrosteles quadrilineatus (aster leafhopper), 1419 nucleotides. RefSeq lists its product as uncharacterized. The record is from RefSeq and is a predicted model, not a curated record. The coding region runs from base 1 to 1419 and encodes 472 amino acids. The transcript has 3 exons. NCBI's taxonomy places the organism in Eukaryota, Metazoa, Arthropoda, Insecta, Hemiptera, Cicadellidae.
AUGGCAAACGUCUCGAUCACAUUGUCAGACUCUGAUGAAAAGUUCAUCCUACACGCAUUAGAAGUCAUCCAUCCCAAUCUAAGAUUAGAGUCCAUCACGGGAACAGCAGCGGUAGAAGAUGGCGCAAACAUGAUGGGGGUCGUUUCAAGAGUGAGGGUCCUAGGAUGUGACCUUGACACUGGAAUCAAGAUGGAUCUAAGUCUGAUAAUGAAGCGACUACCUGAGUCGAUGGAAAGAAGAGAAUUGUUCCUCUGCGAUGCAGCGUUCCAAAAUGAAGCGAAUUUCUACAGAGAGGUGGUUCCUAGGUUAGGAGAUCACACCGAGCUGCCGUUUCCAAGAAGUCUCCUGGCUGCUGAUGACGUCAUUGUUCUCCAGGAUCUACGCCAAGAGGGGUUUACAAUGGCUGACCGUAGAAGCGGCAUGGACCUUGAUCAUUGUUUAAUAGUUAUGCAGGAACUCGGAAGAUAUCACGCAGUGUCCUACGCGAUGAAGCACCUACGACCCGAUGAGUUCCAAAAGGUGAGCUCUUCCCUCAAGGAGGUAUUCAUCCACAAAGGAAACACUUUACUGAUAGGAUGUAUAGACCAUUGCGUUGGCAUGGCUCUGAAAGCUGCCAAAGAUCAGGAUGCUACAGUUAUUGAACGACUAAAUAGCUAUAUUGGGAAAGGAAUAGAUUCAUUAACACCUCACGUAAUUCCUAAGGAACCACUUGCUGUGAUCUGCCACGGAGACUUCCACAGCAACAACAUUCUCUUUCGAUAUACUGAAAACAACAACAAACCUAUUCAAGCUGCCUUUGUCGAUUUGCAAGGCUGUAGAUAUGCGUCUCCAGCUAUUGAUAUUCUAUACUUCAUUUUCUCCAGUAGCUCUUCUGGCGUGUUGAAGAAUCAUUUUGUUUCAUUGGUGUCUACAUACCAAAAUUCCCUGGAGAGCCAUCUAGGAAGCAUUGCUCCUUCCGCUAAAGUUCCAUCGUUCGAUGAGGUUAUGUUUGAGGUUAAGAAGAGAUUGGACUAUGGAUUGGUCAUGUCUCUCCUGAUGCUUCCGAUGGUGUCAGCUGAUAAAGUUACUUUCGACCUUGACAAAGUCAGCGAAGAGACGAUGUCAGAAGUUCAGCAAAAUGUGGAGAAGAACAUGGUCAACGAAGAGUACCAUCGUCGGGUCAAUGAUCUUCUGCAGCUCAUUGCUAAAGAGAAGCUGUUGGCACGUCACACACUGGGUCCGCUCAGUUCAGUCCGCUCAGCUCAGUCCGUUCCGCAAAUUUCAAAAAUCAUGUAUUCAAAUGUAGAGCCGCACUCUGGGUCCGCUCAGUUCAGUCCGUUCAGUCCGCUCCGUCCGUCUCAGCCAGUUUUCGGUUGGCGAGCGAUUUGGGCGGAAGCGACGGAAGGAACGGAGGUGCCGUGCAUGCGCAGUGCAGAGUAA